Messenger RNA from Nicrophorus vespilloides, 700 nucleotides. RefSeq lists its product as uncharacterized. The transcript is spliced from 2 exons. NCBI's taxonomy places the organism in Eukaryota, Metazoa, Arthropoda, Insecta, Coleoptera, Silphidae. Bases 354 to 677 code for a protein of 107 amino acids. The record is from RefSeq and is a predicted model, not a curated record.
CGGAAAUGGUUCUAUUACGAUUAUUUUCGUAUUGUUUUAUAUCUUUUUUUGGCGCCCGUUCGCGCAACUGGCGGCAGGCCCUUCGGAACUUGUCGAGUGCAGCUGCCGCACGCGUUUUCCAGCUGUUAAGGGACUGGGGACUCGGAACAGCUGUACGCACAUAAAGAAUAACUUCCAGUUUUCUGGCCACGCUCCCCAAACCGCAGAGGCCGGCUCCCUAUUUCGACGUUACAGCAGCCAACGACGAUCAUCAUUCGUCCUCGCGCCACCACCUAAGACGGAAUCAGUUCUUCCCCCUUCAAGGAUUACGCGCGCAAGUUGAACAAGGAUACGCAUCCAGUCAACGUCUUAGUAUGAAACGCAACAACAAUAACAACGCUAAGCAGAAACAUGAUAAGCCGCAGUCGUCGGAGGUGCCGAAAGUCGCUAACAGAAAUAGACGUGGGAAACAGAAGAGCGGACAGAAAAUGAACGAGGCGCUGAUGAUGUGCUUCGAGAAGAUAUGCGAGCUGCAGAAGGAAUUGGAAGGAGACAUCACCGAGGAGGAUUACGAUGAUGCUCAGGUCGCGGGAUACGCCGCUUGCGCCUUGGAAACGAUGUCAUUCCUGAGAGCCGAAGGAAUGUCCGAGGAGGAUCCGAUCAUGAAGGUGCUGAAGGAGAAGCUCCUCAGUAACUGACGAAACGAUAAUACCAAAAAAAU